UUCUCCAACAACAACAACAACACUAUUCUGUUUUUCUUUUUACUUUCACCAUGUUCUCCUCCUCUUCUCACUCAAGCAAGCCGACUGGCUCGACCCACUUUGGCCUCAAGACGUUUCUCAAGGCAGCGGCGACCUUUUUGGUACUUUCUCAGGCCGCCAUGCAGGCUCAAGCUGGAGCAUGCGAGUCCAUCAGGCUGGAUAUUAUGACCGACUGGACGUCAGAUACACAGGUGAAGCCUGGGUACAUUGCACAGUUCUGGGAAAGCCCUGAAUACCGUACGGCAUUAAGUGGUAGACUCGGUGUGUAUGAAUGGUCACAGGACCGCAAGUUGAUGCUCUUUGUCAACCUCAAGAUGAACGAUCCAAAGAAGCAUUCGUAUGGGGUGGUGAAUAUCAAUUUGGAGUACAAGGGUCGUCCUUAUGGUUUUGAUGUGCCCAGUCAGACCACUUUCAAUGGCAACGGACGUGUUGAUAGAUUUGACGGUUGCGUCCCUUUAUAAUCAAGUGAUCACUUGGAGAGGAAAUAAGUGAGGAGGAUUUAACGACUAUAAUUCAACACAGUUGCAUGUUUAAAAAAAAAGUGACUCCUUUGCGCCUUUUUCUUCCCUUGCAUUUGUCUCCUCAUCUUUUACUCUUUCCAAUCCUUUUGCCUUCCUUUCUCUAUUGGUUGUCAGUAUUAAAAUUUAAAUAUAUUUAUAUAGACAAAUAUGCUAUUGGAAUAAAAUGUAUUCUGCG
Molecule: messenger RNA, 735 nt
Organism: Lobosporangium transversale
Lineage: Eukaryota; Fungi; Mortierellomycota; Mortierellomycetes; Mortierellales; Mortierellaceae
Exons: 1
Coding region: 51-500 (149 amino acids)
Source: RefSeq, a predicted model, not a curated record